Molecule: messenger RNA, 1990 nt
Organism: Agrilus planipennis (emerald ash borer)
Lineage: Eukaryota; Metazoa; Arthropoda; Insecta; Coleoptera; Buprestidae
Product: protein misato-like
Exons: 6
Coding region: 195-1841 (548 amino acids)
Biological process (GO): mitochondrion distribution
Cellular component (GO): cytoplasm
Source: RefSeq, a predicted model, not a curated record
UGGCGUUUGCGCGUCUAUUCCAGUUAGUAUGGAGUAGUAUAAAUGUAUAGAGUUCACUGCUUGUCUAUAUUUCACUGUUUUAACUAUUAUCUAUGGCUUUAACCAUGUUAACCUCUGAAAAUACCGCUUUUUGAUUUGCAUUGUUUUUGUAUUUAGUAAUAACAUUUUUAGAAGAAAUAUUCCAAUAUGUUAUAAUGUCUGGAAAAGAAGUAGUUACUCUGCAAUUCGGGCAUUAUUCCAAUUUUGUAGGAGCACAUUUGUGGAAUUUAAAUGAUCUAAGUUUUGACUACAGUUCAAAUCAACCUUCUAAAAUUAAUCAUGAUGUGUUGUAUCGAGAAGGUUUAACCAAUGAUGGACACACUACUUUUACACCUCGUGCAUUACUUGUGGACUUAAAAGGAAGUUUAAAAUAUUUAUCUAAAGAUGGAUCUCUCUACAGUGAAAGGCCGGCUCCAGAAAAGGUUGAUAUUCAUUGGGAUAAGAGCCGUAUAGAAAUUAAAAAAGAUUUUGAACAGUCAGGAUCUAAAUUUAUUCAAGAAAUAGAAAAAGGGAAUGGCAAUAAAGUGUUAAAUAAAAAACAAAAUUUGGAGCAAACUGUUAAUGUUUGGUCUGACUUUUUGUAUACAAGAUAUCAUCCAAGAACUGUGAAUAUCAUAAAUGAGUAUAAACAUGAGGAUGUCAAUAAGGAAUUUGAUGUAUAUCCUUUAGGUGUUAAUUUAUGGAAUAAUUCAGAAUUUUCUGAAGAAUUUUCUGAUAAAAUUAGAAAUUAUAUUGAAGAAUGUGAUAAUUUUCAAGGUUUUCAUGUCAUAUUAGAUGCAGUUGAUGCAUUUUCUGGUUUAUCUACUUCUUGUAUAGAGCAUGUUCGUGAUGAAUAUGAAAAGAAAUCCGUAAUGGCAAUUCCACUUAUACCUUCCUAUUAUAAAGAUUACAAUAUCACAAGCACAGAUCAAAAUUACAAGUCAAUAACUAAGGACUCUGUUCGAGUUCUAAAUAUAGCUUUAUGCUUUAAUGAUCUUGCAGAAAAUGCUUCAAUUUUUGUUCCUCUAUGCACUGGAUUGACAGGAUGGAGACAGCCUGGAGAAAGCAUACCUUUCAAUAAUUUGCAUUAUGAUUCUAGACUUUGGUACCAUUCAAGUGCAAUUUUAGCAUCAGCAAUAGACACUUUUACUCUAAAACAUCGUCUAAGAUCUUACAAUUUCUCUUUAAAUGAUCUUUGUGCAGAUUUAUCAUCCUUUGGUCGUCGUGCUGUGGCAUCCAGCUUAUGUUUGCCGUUUUCUUUUAAUAAGGAUGCCACAUUACUAGAGUGUUUGGACAAUUGGGAUGGCCCUUUGUCUAAAAGCAUCACACCUAAUUGCAAAAUUGGCUCAAAUAGAAUGAUGCAAUAUUGGUUUCUAAGAGGCAUUGCAGAAAAUAGACUGAAGCAUUCCCAAAAUCAGCAAAACCUUCCUGCAUUCAAGUGCAAUACAGUACAAGAAAUGUUAACUUAUUAUAUGGCAUGUACUACAUAUGCUUCAGCAAAUAACGUCACAGUUGUAGAUAAAGCUUUGACAGUGAAGACUCCUUAUCCAGAUAUUUUUAAUGCUCAUGUUGGAAUUGAUGGAAAUAUAAUCGCAGAUAUGAGGCCAGAAGAUUCGGUUGUUCAGUCAGUUCCUGUACUGGCAGGUUUACAUUCUGGUUCAGAAAUUGGGAACAUGUUAGAAAGUCUUCAUACGGAAGUAAGCAAAAUUAGGUUUCCUCGUUUCCAUCGAUUCAGGGAAAGCGGUCUCGAAACGGAUGCUUACAAAGAGUGCUUGCAAAAGCUCUUUGACCUUAGAGAAUGUUACGAAGAUAACUACAACUAGUAACAAGAAAUCAUCGAAUAUACAAAGUAUUUUAAGGAUUUUAUUUUUCGCCACUAUGCAUCUCUUUGACUAUUAUUUGUUUAUAUUCCUUAAUUAAUUAAUUUUAUUCUAUUACAAGUAAAUGAGAUAAUAAACAUUUUGCAUUAUAA